Molecule: messenger RNA, 1489 nt
Organism: Gambusia affinis (western mosquitofish)
Lineage: Eukaryota; Metazoa; Chordata; Actinopteri; Cyprinodontiformes; Poeciliidae
Gene: dusp22a
Product: dual specificity phosphatase 22a
Exons: 7
Coding region: 327-932 (201 amino acids)
Biological process (GO): positive regulation of JNK cascade; transforming growth factor beta receptor signaling pathway; regulation of cell population proliferation
Cellular component (GO): cytosol
Molecular function (GO): protein tyrosine/serine/threonine phosphatase activity
Source: RefSeq, a predicted model, not a curated record
UGAGUUGACUGCAGCAUGCUGUGAUGCCACUUCCCGGAUGAACAGUUGUUUCACGUCAAAACAAUCCGGAAGACGGUAAAGCAUGACGGAACUGCUGCUCAGCGGAGGCGAGGUCAAGGCAACGGUGAUCCCAGAUGUUCAUAGAAAUAUAAUCUGCUGAACCUGUGGGUUAUCAUGUACAAUAGGUGUCGGCAAUUCUCUGCUUUAUGAGCCAGGACUAACACACUCCAGUGUUACGGUUUGCACUGCAGGUCCAUGCUGACAUAGCGCAGCUUUUCCAGGUUUCCGAACUGGUGUAGCUCACCGUAAACAGGUCCAGCGACAUCAUGGGGAAUGGAAUGAAUAAGGUUGUUGAUGGACUGUACCUGGGCAACAUAAGAGAUUCGGAAAACAGAGAAGGUCUGUCCAAAAACGGAAUCACCCACAUCCUUUCAGUAUACAACAACGCUAAGCCAGUGUAUGAGGACAUCACGUACCUUUGUAUUCAUGCGGCUGAUGCUUCCAGUCAGAACCUACUGCAGCAUUUCAAAGAGUGUAUCGGCUUCAUCCACCAGUGUCGCCUCAACGGUGGAGCCUGUUUGGUUCACUGUCUUGCAGGUGUGUCGCGCAGCACCACCAUGGUGGUGGCCUACCUGAUGACCGUCACCCACUACAGCUGGGAGGAAUGUCUGACUGCAGUGAAGGCUGUUCGCUCGUUUGUCGGCCCAAACUACGGCUUCCAGGAGCAGCUGCAGGAGUACCAGAACACACGCGUCUCAGAGUACCGAGCUUGGCUCCAGUCCAGUUUCCGUCCCAGUCCGUUCAAUGACCAGCAGGAGGUGGAGGCUCUGUUAAACCAGUAUGCUGAGCAGCAGGAGAGCCAGGGCAGAGCGGUGGACCACAGCUGGACGAACCGGGGAGUAGACGCUGGUGACGCUGGAGGCGACGGCUAAAGCUACAGCGCCGUACCCAAGUCAGCCCCCAUACCGAAUGCAACUUUAGAGUGUGGAUUAAAGAAAUAUGUUUUUUUUUCUUGUCACAACUUUUUUUCAGCUCUGGAUAUUUAUUUAGAAAUGUGCUACAAACUUUAAUUUCUUAUAUCACUGAGCACUGCCAUUACUAUGGUUUUGGUGACGCCUUACAAUAAACGGCCCAGCACUUUAGCCAUAAUGAGUAACUUCCAUGUUGCUUGUUGUUUUUUUGUUUUUUUAUUUGUUUUUAAAUUUAUUUUUUUUUACCAUUGACUCAGCAGCCUUAAAUCUGACUGAUUAAUGCUGUUUCGAUUAAAAACUGUUUGCCUUUUUGAAAAAUGAAAUGCUCCAGUUCAGCCAUAAUGUCUUAUUUUUACGUUACAUCCCUUCAGUUUCUCCAAAAUAAACUAUUUAACACUGCAGCUUGUAAAAUCAUCAUGCGCAUUGGACUGGUGCAUUUUUCAAGUGCAUCUGAUUAAUAGAUAACGAGAAAGAUUUUUUAUUUAUUUAUUUUUUUUAUCACAGUACACAGACCAAAA